Molecule: messenger RNA, 1029 nt
Organism: Amphiprion ocellaris (clown anemonefish)
Lineage: Eukaryota; Metazoa; Chordata; Actinopteri; Pomacentridae
Gene: fibina
Product: fin bud initiation factor a
Exons: 1
Coding region: 45-674 (209 amino acids)
Source: RefSeq, a predicted model, not a curated record
GCUGCCAGUCCAGAUGCUGCUCGCCAAAGAGAGAGAGGAGGUGCAUGAUGGAUCCCGUCUCACUGCUGCUCAUCUUAGUCGCAUGUGUGCCGCUGAGCCCGGCGGUCUACACCGGGCCCCUGCAGCCGGAGAUCUCCAACGGAACCUUCCAUCACUUCUUCGUCCCGGACGGAGACUAUGAGGAGACGGAGGACCCGGAGCAGUGCCAGAUGCUGUUCAAGUUCUCGGACGUGUUUCCCUGUGGAGCCUCCGAGGACACCGACUCGGUGGUGCGCGACGACUUCGUCAUCACCAAGCUGCAGGCGGAGGACGCGGCGCGCCUGUUGGAGAGCAUCGGCCGGACCGUUGCGCACGACCUGGACGGAGAGGACAGCUACGGGAAGUUCCUCCAGCGGGAGAUCAGCCAGAUCAGCGAGGCCUUCUCCAGCGUGGACAAGUCGCUGCUGGAGCUGGAGGUGAAGUUUAAGCAGAGUCAGGAAACGGAGCUGAAAGAGGAGCAGCAGCUGAACGGCUACGUAGUGAAACAAGUGAGCGACAUCAGGGGCGCGCUGAGGGAAACCACCGACAUCUCCCAGGGACUGAAGGACAAACACGAGCUGCUGUCCCUCAUCAUCCGCAGUCAUGGGACCAGACUGAGCCGCCUGAAGACUGAGUAUCUCAACGUGGGCUCUUAGUGGACUUGUGGCAGCUUAAUGUGAGAUAGAGGAGCCUCCAGUAUAAACCAGUGGAAAGUUCACUGUGGCUUAUGAGUAUCCUCCUUAAGUAUCCGAAAUCCUCUGACCUCCGGUUAGUCCCAUUCUUUGGAGCCGUGUCACUGAAGGAGCUCAAACACAAAUAUCAACACAUUCCUCUGAGUCAGGAGGGAAAAGGGAAAUGGGAGCAUAAAGGCGCUCUGUGGUGCCACAUCUGAGAGGAACUUUAUACAGGAGAGAGUCCAGAAUUCAAAUCUAAAUGACCAGUUUGUAUGAUUUAAACUAUGUUGUUUACAGUUUUAGGUUAUUAUAACUGAUUAAAUAAAUAUUGACUCCA